This is a messenger RNA of Trichomycterus rosablanca, 7149 nucleotides long. RefSeq names its product marker of proliferation Ki-67 (gene mki67). Bases 51 to 6713 code for a protein of 2220 amino acids. Gene Ontology annotation, cellular component: chromosome; nucleus. Gene Ontology annotation, biological process: regulation of mitotic nuclear division; regulation of chromosome segregation. The record is from RefSeq and is a predicted model, not a curated record. The transcript is spliced from 14 exons. Lineage: Eukaryota; Metazoa; Chordata; Actinopteri; Siluriformes; Trichomycteridae. Gene Ontology annotation, molecular function: protein binding.
UAUAUCGCCUUGAAGCUAUUUUAACUCAGGUAAGUGAAGUUACUGUGAAGAUGCCUCUACUCGGUAAAAUAGUGGUGAUUAAGAGAAAUGGCACAGACGGAACGGAAUUCCCACUCACAGCAUCCUGUCUGUUUGGCAGGAAGCUGGACUGUGAUAUUCGGAUCCAGUUGCCACAGGUUUCCAAGGAGCACUGCCGAAUUGAGCUGAACGAAAACAAAGAGCUCAUUUUGACCAACCUGAGCUCAGUGAAUCCCACUCGUAUCAACGGUGAGAUUCUGCAACAGUCCGAACGUUUAAAAGAUGGAGAUCUAAUCACAAUUAUUGAUCGUUCUUUCAGGUUUGAGUACCCACCUCCACCGACUCCGAAGAAAAAGAGGUUGUCCACUCCUAGGAAAAGUGAAGCUAUCAAGGUUUUACAGGACCAACAGGUAAAAAGCAGCCCUGCUUCUACAGAAAAGAAGUCUGAACACUUGUCAGAUACUUGCUUGAAAGAUGGAUCCAACCUGCCCACUCAGGACCAGAGCGCUGGAGAUGCCAAAACAAACACGGAGAACACAUCUUCUCCCUUCUCCGACCUCUACAAUAUGGUCAAACGAGAUCUGGCCACGAAACCACAGUGGAAAUCUGCAACACUGUCUAACACACCUACCUCAAAGCUUCCAGUCAACAAGGAGGAACCUAAAAAGGUUUCAGCCUCUGGUACGGAGAAUGAACAUCCAGUGACCCCACAAUCGACCAAAAAGAGGCGAAGAUCCUCAAGCGCCAAGUUUGUCAAUGGCAGUGAUGUCAUUGAGCUUUCAGAUCAAGUGGAGAACCUUGCUGCAGAUGUGAAAAUCGCCUCCCCGGCUGUUCAGAAUGCAGCGGAGAAGCAGAAGAGACGCUCGCAGAGCCUCGGCACUCCCGUCUCUCAGAAGAAAACUCCUCAGACAACACCACAGAAGUUCACUGCUCAAGAAGUGGCCCAGCAAAUUGCCUUCGAGAGUCCGAGCACCAAGCAAACGCCCAAGUCUCCCAAAUCUCCCAGGAGAUCCAGCCCCUCUGAAAUCCCUGCAGUCACGCCGGAGGAACAGACCACCCCCAAGAAUCCCUCAGAACCCACCGAGACUCCGGAAGCUCAAGCCAAACCGGCCAGUAGGACCUCUCCAAGAGCAAACGCUGGCAAGAGGUUCCAAGUCCAAGAUGUUCUGAAUGAGAUUGUGUCCACAGAUGAUUCUGACGACAAUGUUGAUGGCCAGACUUCCAGUAAGAAGCACAAGAGGAACAACCUGCCCCUUCCUGCAGCCAAGAGAAAACGAGUGUCCUUUGGUGGUCUGCUCAGCCCUGAGCUGUUUGACAAGCGUCUACCACCCGACUCCCCACUCAGGCGUGGAGCGACACCUGGGAGGCGCAGCUUAAGUUUUUUCCCGAAGCCCCAGUCCUUACUCAGACGAGCGUCCACCAUCGGCCUAAUGGGUUUCCGUUUUGGCGAGAAAGUUCCAGAGAGCCCUGUUAAAUCUGCCUCGCCUAAACGGUUGGCGAAGACUCCGUCUCCAGCGAAGAAGUCCCCAGCCACAAAGGCUAAAACUCCAUCUCCAAAAACACCCAAAACCUCACCCAAGACCCCAGCGUCCUCCCCCAGGCCUGCUUCACCCAAGACCCCAGCGGCCUCCUCCAAGUCGGCCUCGCCCAAGACCCCAGCGGCCUCCUCCUCCAGGUCCGCCUCGCCCAAAACCCCUAAAUCUGCUAGCAAGGUCUCAAAUAGUUCACUUAACACGCAAUCUAAAAGCGAAGGGUCCCUUCUCAUGACACCUACUACGCAUGGUCGGUUUUCAGUCUCCAUUAUCAGCACCCCAUCCCCUGUCGCCAAUCAAGAGAAGGUAGUGGAAGAAGAGUCUGUUCCUGUAGUUGAAGAGCCUCAGAAAUGUGUGACCCCCAAGAACCCUGUUAGGAGGAGAAGCAGCUUGAGGGCAUCGAGUCGGAAGACGCCAAUGAGCUCCCUGAAGAACAUGGUGCGGUCCCGCCGCAGUGGAGCGUCACUAGCUAAUUUAAAAGUUCUCAGUUCCUGGGCGGACAUUGUGAAGUUUGGACAGGCUAAAUCUCAGAUGGAAGGUGGUGCUAAGAAGACGACUAGCAAGCAAAAAGCAGCCAAGCAGACCAAAGUGAUAAAACCUAAGACUCCUGCACGCCGACUGCUGGAUCAUCCCAGCACUGGACAUGCAGACUCUCCCGCCACCAUUGUAGUGGGCAAAGCUUAUCUGAGGUCCACCCACCCUGUUGGCGCUGCCCCUAAAGUGGUAUGCAACCUUGCUCUGAGGAAGGAGGACAUGAAAAUGGACGAGGAUCUAACAGGUGUUGCCGAUAUUUUCAAAACUCCAGCUAACAGCAGACGGAAGAGUGCUAUUAAAAACGGGACUGAGUGUACGCAAACUCCGGUUGGAGGAACCGCUGUGCCUGAUGAGAUGUCAGUGAUGAUGACUCCUGAGGAAUCUGGUGAAAUGAUGGUGUCUCCAUUAAGUGUUGCCUCCACCGCCAAAUGUCAAGGUUUCAACUCUGAAGCUGUAACUAGACUACUCCAGGAUGACCAGAAUGGUAGCUUAAUUGAGGAAAUGAAUACCUCAGACUCCUCUGCAUUAGAAGCUCCAAUACCUUCUGCAUUGGAGUCAUCCAGUGAGGACCAGGCAGAAGCUCAAGUUACAGUGCAAACGCCACAACGCCAGCCAGAACCUUCAGAAUGCCUUACAGGAGUCAAAAGACUAAUGAGAACGCCCAAGCAGAAGGCCGAGCCUAUUGAAGAUCUAAGAGGCAAGUUGCUCAAGACUCCCAAAGAGCCAAAAAAUCCUCAGGAGGAGAGCCUGGAAGGUCUUAAAGAACUCCUUAAGACGCCAAAACAAAAAGUGACUCCCGUAGAGGACAUGGCUGGAUUAAAGGAGUUGAUGACGACUCCAGUGGUUAAGCAUAGCCCAGAUGUGGCCCAGAGAAGAUCUGCAAAGAGCCCUGAGGACAAAACUGUGCAAGAUGAAGACCUUACUGGAGUGACACAACUGAUGAAGACCCCUAAUGUCAGGGGAGCACCUGUUGAAGAUUCCUUUGGGGUCAAGAGAUUGCUGAGAACUCCCAAAGAAAAAAAUGAACCUGUUGAAGAUCUGACAGGCAUCCAGCAGAUGAUGAAGACUCCUAAGCAGAAGAGUCAACUUGUUGAGGAGGACUUGACUGGCAUUAAACAGAUGAUGGAGACUCCCCAACAGAAAGUCCAACCUACUGAAGUAGAUCUUACUGGUGUUAAACAAAUGAAGACUCCCCAACAGAAAGCCCAACCUGCUGAAGUAGAGCUUACUGGUGUUAAACAAACGAAGUCUCCCAAACAGAAAGCCCAACCUGCUGAAGUGGAUUUGACUGGCAUUAAGAACAUGAUGAAGACUCCCAAGCAGAAGAGCAAACUUGUUGAAGAGGACUUGACGGGCAUUAAACAAAUGAUGGAGACUCCCAAACUAAAAGCCCAAUCUGCCGAAGUAGAUCUGACUGGCAUUCAGAUGACAAAGACUCCCAAACAGAAAGCCCAACCUGCUGAGGAAGAUCUGACUGACAUUAAACAAAUGAUGAAGACUCCCAAACAGAAAGCCCAACCUGCUGAGGAAGAUCUGACUGACAUUAAACAAAUGAUGAAGACUCCCAAACAGAAAUCCCAACCUGUUGAGGACAUGGUUGGUAUAAGGAGGUUACUUAGAACCCCCAAGGAAAAACAGCAGCCAGUCGAAAAGGACUUUGAGAUUGGCAAACUGAUGAAGACUCCCAAGCCAAGUGCAGCUGAAGUGGUGGAUGAUUCGCAGAACCUGGCAGAACAUGCUGAGGAAGCAGUAAGCAAGUCAAGUGCUUGUUUGACUGAGAUGGUACAGAUGGACAAGAACGAAUCACUUGAGGUACAUCCUGAAGACAAGGAAAACAUCUGUCCAGUCGAGGACAUGGACACUGAAGCAGCUGGUGGUGUCCAGAACAUUUCACAAAUUAAUGUAGAAGAUGCUGAAACCAAAACUAGCCAGGAUGUGGAAGAGGUCACCUCAGUUGAACAAAACGCACAGGAACCCCAGGUUGAGUCUGAUUCUGUGGAGGGCAUGAUCGAGGAAACUGUUGUCCAUGCCGUGGAGUCUUCUCAGGUUUCUGCCCCUGUGAAAGGAAGACGAGGAAGAGGCAAGGCCAUUGCUGACCUGGUAGAGGAUAUCCCUACCCAGAGUCCUGCUAGAAAGUCCACCAGAGGAAAAACAUCAAAGACAGAGGUAAAGAUAGCACUUAAACCCAGGAGAGGAAUGAAAUCUGAAGAUGUUAAACCAGUUGUAAACAUAGAGGACUCCAAGGCUUCUGAGCCUCUUACCUCUCUGAAGUCACCAGCCCCUUCUAAAGCCAAGAGAGGACGGAAAGCCGAACAAGAAUCUGAAAAUCAGUCCAUCAGCACAGUAACAGAAGAACCAGAAGCUGUAGUUGAUAAGCCAGCUGUUAGAGCAAGGAGAGGCAGGGCAGCAAAUAAGGAAACCCAGAAGACGGUACAACCUGAGGAUCCUAAACCAGCUCCAGUUAAUGACGAGUCAAACCUUCAGCUCUCUGAAGCUGUAGUAAAUGAGCGUGAACCUGAGGCAUUAGCAGAGAUUGAGGAACCUGUAAAGUCAAACACAAGGUCAAGAAGAGGCAAGGUGACCACGAAGAAGUCUCCACGUACAGAACCAGUUGAGGACUCUGAAACUGCCACCGUUAAUGAGUCUGACACGACGAGUUCAGAGGCAGAAAGGACACCUGAACCUGUAGACGAGGCAUUACGAGUGAGUGCUGAACCACAGCCUUCAGAGACUGAAGCUCCUGCGAAAGCCAACUCAAGGUCACGAAGAGGCAAGGUAGAAAAGAAGGGAAUUUCAAAGGCAGCACCAGUUGAAGCACCUGAGCCAACCACUGUUAGUGAGGACCCUGACAAAAGCUCUGAAGCUGUAGUUGUUGCAGUGCCAGAGAAUGCAGAGCCUGAUGCACCUGUGAAGUCCAACACAAGGUCAAGAAGAGGCAAGGCAGCAAAGCAGGAAACACCAAAGACACAAAUUGAGAACGUGUCUGAAUCCGUCUCAACAAAUGAGGAGGCUGCCGUGAGCUCUGAAACUAGACUUAAGUUAUCAGCAGAGACUGAGCUUCCUGUAAAAUCCAACGCAAGGUCAAGAAGAGGCAAGGCCAAUACGAAGGAAUCCUCAAAAACUGAACAAUUUGAGGAAACUAAUUCUGCCCCAACUAUUAAGGCAGACAUCAAAAGACCUCAAGGUGACGUUGAUGAGGCAGUACCAGUAAGUGCUGAAUCUUCAGAGGCUGAGUUUCCUUCCAGUUCCAACUCAAGGUCAAGAAAAGGCAGGACCAUGCAAAAGAAAGCCUUAAAAACAGACCAAGUGGAAAAAACUGUGGAAGCCACUCCAGUCAAUAAAGAGUCCGACAAUGAUAAUGGUGAUGCUGUAGAGGUGAAGCCUGGCCGUGGAAGGAGAGCGAAACUAGUGUCUUCAAAAGACCAUGAAGUUGAUGAGCCUCGUGCCGAAGGCAUUGCAGCAGUCACUGACUCUGCUGAACCGGUGGUGGAAUCUGUGGUAAAAAAUGUCCGAGGAGGACGGAGAGCAACUCAGCCCAAAGGUCAAGUUUCAGAAAAAGCCCAGGAAAAAGUUCAAGCCGUGCCUGAAAAUGACAGUGAUGAGGUUCAGCGUUCAGAUGCUCCUGCUGUCAAAUCAACUCGAGGAAAAAGGACGGCGACUGUCAGGGUGGAACCAGAGGUUCCAGUGAAAAGAGGACGCCGUGCAGCUGCAGCAGAAGUUCCUGCUCCAGUAGUCAAGCCAAGCCGUGGCAGGAAAGCUGCUGUAAAACCAGAGGUGAAAGAAAUUACAGAUGAUGCCCCUGCAGCAGUCGAGGAGACCAACCAAGUGACCGAACCAGUUGUUGAAACUAAGCCUGCACCAGCAGAAGACUCUGAUAGUCAUGACAAUUCCAGCAUAAAGGUGUCAGCUAAGAGAGGAAGAGGAAGAGCUGCUAAGACUAAUAAAGCUUCAAACAAGGACGCCUCUGUUAAUGAAGCCGAGGAACCAGCAGCUACUGACGCUCACACUGACCAUGAGGGUAAAGUUUCAAAGAAAGCUGUCAAUUGGAACUCUGAUCUUGUGACCUGGAAGAACAUCGGAGAGUUUAAGCCUCCUGCUGAGGAAGAGCCUAAACAAAAGUCGCAGGAAUCAGCAGACCCUCCUGCCAAGGGCCGCAAAGGAAGAGUCACAAAGAAGCAAGAAGAACCAGAGAAGCCAAAGCCAACUGUUGAAGAAAAUGUUACACCAGUCAGGAGAGGAAGAACCGGUGCUUCAGCAGUUUCUAAACUAAAUGAAGCUGUUGUCCUAAAAAGAGGACAGAAAAUAAAGGAGGUAGAGGUUGGAGCUGAGGAAACACCGGUCGUGGAGUCUUUACCAAAGAGGCGAAGAGGAAAGGCAGCUGAUGCAAAAACACCAGCCAAGGAGGUUGAAGAUAUCGCUGAAGUGGAGGCAGAAGAAACCAAACCUGCUUCUAUGACACAUGAAAAACCUGCAAGAGGCAGAAGAAAAGCAACUCCGGAAACCCCUGCUGUCCGAACCCAGGCUGAGGAUCCAGCGGAAGAGGUAACCACUCGUCGAGGGACCAGAGCUCAUAAGAAGGAGGAAGCGGACGUCGCUUCAGCUCCCGUGAGGCGGACAAGGAGGAAAUAAAGCACUGAUCUCAUUGUAAAUAAUCUUAAGGCAUGAGUGAUGUUUUUAUAUAUGGGGACCAUGUGAUUAUGCUAACGUUUGUACUUCUCUGGUCAGUUUAAUGUUCCAUUGCAAAACUUGAUUAAGUUGCUGGUCUUUUUUAAAUGUCCUUUUCAAAAGUUUCAGAUUUAUUUUUUUAAGCUUGGGCAGCUCGAGGCGGUUGACAUUUCCAUGUUGUCGUGUUUUUAUCCUUGCUUAGAAAGUCCUGAAAUGUUGAGCUCUUGUAAUCGAACCUUAAAUUUUAUUCUGUUUUGUAUUUGAUAAACAAGUGAAACGUUUAAAAAAAAAAAAAUUGAGGAUUUGAAGAAUGGGUGACUACAAAUGUAACUUGUAUUAAACAAAAUGGCAUUUUGUUUUGGAAAACCUGGUGUUUUCAGCAAUAAAAUCUUUUACCUCA